Chara braunii is the source of this 957-nucleotide messenger RNA. The record is from the annotation of a GenBank genome assembly. NCBI's taxonomy places the organism in Eukaryota, Viridiplantae, Streptophyta, Charophyceae, Charales, Characeae.
UGAGGGGAGGGUGACUCCCCUGCGACCGAAUAGCGUUGUCAUUGUCCCUCUCAUGAUCCCUCCCCCUUGCCAGGUGGGCAGGCAUGGGUGGGAUUUGGACGACGCCCCUCAUAUCAGUAUUAUGAACAGGUCAGGGCAUUCGCCUUGGUCACAGAUAUGGAGCCUCCAUGAAUACAUUGCUGUUGCGUCAGCCUCGGUCAAGUGCUGCUGUCAGUGGAGGGAUGUUCACUCCAUCAGCAACUACGAGCGACAGCUAUUACUGUUGUUAUCUCUUUCGGGUGCUGCUCUUCCAUUCAUGACGUGCAGAGUGGCAGGGUGUCGACUGUUUUUCCUGCCAGUUGUGCUGGGUCAUAUUGAUCGUGGGAACCUUGAUAUUCCAUCAGGGCAUCGCUGGCGUGGAGGAAAGGCAGGCGAAGAGCGCUUUGCGGUUGAUUGGCGAGAAGACGGUUUGGUGUGGUAUGAGGUCAUGGUCUUCUCCCGGCUGGCAAAUUUGGUCAGGCCAGCUAUUUACCCUCUGGUUCGCUACGUGCAGCGGCAGUUUGGCAAGCAAUUGGCAGAGGCGAUGGAAAACUACAUGGGCAGCAAAACUCCGCAGCCAAAGCCAUCAUAGAUUUUUCCUUCACAAGAUGCCACGUGUCUUCUGUUAGUGCAUGCUGGUGAGGGGUGCUGCUGCGCCACUGGGUGGAAUCUCUUGCCCUUCGCCUUAUAAAUGAUCUGUUAUGACUACCAAUCCAUAACCCGCCACGUGCACAUAGUCGUGAUACCUAUCGCCCAUUAUCAAUAGAUCACCUAAUAUCAUUCACUAACAGAUAACCUACUACCCAUUAAUAGCGGAUUACCUACUACCCAUCACUCACCACUUAUCAUUCAUCACUCGUUAUCCAUCCUCAAUCGCCUCGCCAUUAAAGGACCAUCCUCCACUUAUCAUCUUCUCAUCAAUGAACAUGUCAUUGCAAU